This is a messenger RNA of Penicillium cosmopolitanum, 1368 nucleotides long. RefSeq lists its product as uncharacterized. Gene Ontology annotation, cellular component: P-body; CCR4-NOT core complex. Gene Ontology annotation, biological process: regulation of DNA-templated transcription; nuclear-transcribed mRNA poly(A) tail shortening. The transcript is spliced from 8 exons. The coding region runs from base 1 to 1368 and encodes 455 amino acids. The record is from RefSeq and is a predicted model, not a curated record. Lineage: Eukaryota; Fungi; Ascomycota; Eurotiomycetes; Eurotiales; Aspergillaceae.
AUGCUAACGCUCGGUGCCUUUGUGUUAGGACCAGGUCCGCCGCUUCGAGGCAUGUCUGGAUUCCCCGCGCCACAGCAACCUCAGGCUCGAAACGCGACACUACCCUCUGCGCGAUUGCCGAACGGGAAGUUAGGCGGAACUUCUACUCUACAAACCAACCAACAACGCACAAUGGGAACUAUGGGCAGCUUUGCGCAAAGUCUUGGAGGCUCUCAACCGGCGACGCCUUUAGAUCUCUCCGAGUUUCCCUCUCUUUCGGGCGCACCACUGCAGUCACAAUCUCAGAACCCUGGGCAACAGGUCUGGGCCAAUGCUAGUCAACGAGCAGCCCAACACACACCAGUUCAGAGGCAGCAGCUCCCGCCGACGUCACAGCCCCCUUCUCGGACUUCCCAAACACCGUCGCAUCCUGUGCAGCAACCUCCUCAACCUCCGCACGAUGACAUGUUUCCUUCCGGGACGCAAUUCGCCAAUCGACUUGACGAUUUCAGAAAUGGUGGACAAGGGAUCAGUAGCCAGCUCGGAGCCGGCAGCCAGCCUCAAACAGGCAACAUUGACGAGUUCCCUCCUUUGGGCCGAAAUGCUGCUGCUGAGAUGGCUCAAGAUCGCCGAAGCUCCCUGAUGGCAGCCCCAGGUUUUGGAGGAUACGGCACUGGCAUUGGAACAUCUCGAUCACCUGUCAAUCAAGGGUCUAAUGGGAUUUUGGGACCAGAGAAGGAUGACUUGAACAACACCCUCAUGUCAAGCCAACGCAACUUCAGCGACCCGCAACAACAAUUGCAACAAAGGCAGCAACAGGCAAAUGAAGGUCAGGAAGUUUCCGACGCGCCUCAAAGUGCAGAGCAGCCGCCUCUGGCGCAGAUGAGCGAGCUGGAUCGCUUCGGACUGGCUGGCCUCUUGCGCAUGAUCCAUAGCGAGAGCCCCGAUGUGGCCAGUCUCGCAGUUGGUCAAGAUUUGAUGACCCUUGGCCUAGAUUUGAAUCAGCCUGAGUCCCUCCACACCUCCUUUGCCUCGCCAUUCGUAUCGUCUAUGUCCGCUGUACCCUUGGAACAAGAUUUCUCAUUGCCAUCUUGCUACAAUUAUGCCCAGGAUAUUGUGCAGGAGUUGGUCGCGGAGGAAUUGAUGGGUCGCAAAUGGCGGUAUCACAAACUUGAGCGUUGCUGGUUAACCCGCGAUGAAACGUAUCCUGGACCUAUGGACGUGGAACGAGGAGUGAGCGAGCGCGGAGUCUAUCUGCUCUGGGACCCUGCUAGCUGGAAAAAGAUCCGGCGCGAGUUUAUCCUCCGGUACGAGGACUUGGACAACCGACUGGACCCCAAUCGGGCCAUGAGCCGCCCAGCAGCGGUCGGCCCGACGCACGCUUCAUGA